This is a messenger RNA of Daucus carota subsp. sativus, 1882 nucleotides long. RefSeq lists its product as uncharacterized. Lineage: Eukaryota; Viridiplantae; Streptophyta; Magnoliopsida; Apiales; Apiaceae. The record is from RefSeq and is a predicted model, not a curated record. Gene Ontology annotation, molecular function: protein binding. The transcript is spliced from 3 exons. The coding region runs from base 219 to 1220 and encodes 333 amino acids.
GGUUGGGCUGGGUUCAGAUAAAUCACGUUUGGGAAAAUUUUUAAGGCCAGGGGUUGGGUUUGCAAGGGUUCAGUGAGGGUUGGAGAAGGUUAGUCUUUAACUUAAAAAACAAAUAUUUUUAACACCCCAAAUCGGGGUGUAGGUGAACCGAAGCUCUACAGCAGAUCGCGCUUUCUCGCUCUCUCUCCGACAGCACACUGAAGCACGUUUAAUUGAAAAUGUCGACAAGGAUUCUGGUGCAGUCUGAGUUAAGUCUAGUACGAAAUUUUGGUGAUAAAAAAUUUCAGCAUUUGGAGUUUCACAUUGUGGAUCUAGAGGAGGAUGAAGUUCAUCUCAAUAUCUCGCGUCCUCUGUUUGCUUGUUCUGGACUUCAUACAUUGUUGCAUUUGGGUGAGUUGGUCUAUAUGUUUGGCGGCUGUAAAACUUCAAAAGUGAUCACUGAUAUUGACUCGUGUGUAUCCGAAAACCCCACGGAUACCUUUUACACGGGCUCGGCGCUGUUGCGAUUAACCAGUGACGACUCAGGGGAGUGGUGCAAAAAUCCAAAGCCAAUUUUCGGACCCCUUUUUGCCAAUGCUACUUGCCUUGGUGGAAAGAUCUAUGACAUGGGAUUCUGGCACCUUUGUCCACAGCUGUUUAAUCCCGCCACUGAUUCGUGGGAGGACAUCACUUUACCUUCUGAAUUACAAGGUUGCACCGUGUCUCUGUUUGUGCUCCCAGACCCUUCUAACGAUCGUAUCAUCCUUCACUUGGAAAAGGGCUCCCUUUCUUCACCUUCCAUCUGUGCUUACUAUCCUAACUCUGAUGAAUGGAAACGUAUUGUUUCUGAUUUUCCAGGCUGCGCCUGGGAUCCAGUCUCUGCAGUUGCUGAUGAUGUGGUCUACUUUAAUUAUGACAAAUGCCACACUCUCGUUGCUGCUUAUGAUUUGAAAAACCUCAAGUGGUUGGACGUGCAUCUGUCGCAUAAUGUUGUUAAUGGUUGUUACAUAAUACGUGAAAACUAUAAAAAUUUGAUGUACUUAGGUGACAACUCCUUCUGCUUGGCCGUUCCCUCCAAUCAAUCCUCGUCUAUUCGAUGUGCUGAAAGGUGCCUUGUUCUUUUCGUCAAGUUUAGAGUUGAGCGGAGAGGUUCAGUCAUUAAUAUUGUUCCCCUGUUGGCUCGCAGCUUCAUCUUUCCACGCACUUCUUACGUGUGUAACAUGGUCGCUCUUAGAAAAUAAAGAAUUCUCAUAAUAGAAGGAAUGGAGCAAAAAGUGCAUUAUUUGAAGUGAUUUCUAGCAAAAUUCGGAUUUUGGGAUUAAUUGUGUUGUGUUCAUUGUUUUGAUCAUAGCCGGAGUUCUGUAAGUCCGUUUUGGACCCGUAAACAGCCGUUGGAAAGCUUGCGAGAAGACCUUUAAUUCAAGUAAGGUUUCAGAAUUUAUUGACAUUCCAAUCAGCCCAGAAUAUGGCCAGAAGCAGAAAGUCCGAAUUUUCUACUUUGAACUCCUAUUCUAUUUGAGAAACUUAUUUGUAGUAUUUAUUUUAUUCAAAAUAUAGUAUAGGUAAAAUAGAUCAGUUAUUGUUUUGUUUUCUAAUGGGCUUGGGAGUUACAUGGGCCAAGAGACACAAAAACAUCACAGGAGAGAAGUUACAAAAAUUAGACAAUAGACACAGGAGAGAGAUACAGGAAGAAGUUGCACGCAAGAGAGCAAGGAGGAAGAAAGCAAUUGGAAGAGACAAAUAUAGAGUUUUUCUUCUCUUCUUUACCUUUCUUAAUUGUAACAUGGAUUUGAUGUCUUUAUACUUGUGUUUAGUUCUUAGUAGUGUGAUGUUGAACUAAUUUCUCUUAUAGGCCUUUAAUGGAUUCUUUUGAUUAUAUAUAAGUUGUUUCUUCAUUUCUCUA